Cuculus canorus (common cuckoo) is the source of this 1085-nucleotide messenger RNA. It is a transcript of the gene SOD3, whose product is annotated as superoxide dismutase 3. Gene Ontology annotation, biological process: removal of superoxide radicals. NCBI's taxonomy places the organism in Eukaryota, Metazoa, Chordata, Aves, Cuculiformes, Cuculidae. The record is from RefSeq and is a predicted model, not a curated record. The transcript has 2 exons. Gene Ontology annotation, molecular function: copper ion binding; superoxide dismutase activity. The coding region runs from base 171 to 890 and encodes 239 amino acids.
UGUUACUUAACUUUUACACAAACACGCAGUUCCUGUAAGCAUCAACUUCAAACAGCUCAGGCUUUCUGUCUGAGCACACCUCGUUUUAGGGGAGCAGAGACAAAGAGCUACUACCGAGGGAUUCACCAGCAGUUCUGAAAGCUUCUUGUACCUUUUGCAGGCUCUGAAUUAUGAAGAUGCUUCUGCUUCUUUCUCUGGUCUCUGGGCUUGCCCUGUCUGCCUCUGAUGUCACGACAGAAAGAGAGACUCAUCCAAGCCAAGAGUCAUUUUGUGACAUACAGAAAAAAGUGAACGACCUCUGGCAGAAUUUGCUCUAUCCAGUAAUGCCUGGUAAUGAGACAAAUCAGAUGAUUUACGCCACUUGUGAAAUGAAGCCCAGCUCCAAAAUAGAUGCUGACAAGCCACAAGUGACUGGACAAGUCUUAUUUAAACAGUAUUACUCAUACGGAAGACUAGAAGCUAUUUUUUACUUGGAAGGGUUUCCAUUGGAUAAUAAUCAAUCUGGUAGAGCUAUACACAUCCACGAGCUCGGGGAUCUCAGCAAUGGCUGUGAUUCUACAGGAGGACACUAUAAUCCUUUCAGCGUGAAUCACCCCCGUCACCCAGGGGAUUUUGGCAAUUUUUUUCCUAAAGAAGGCAAAAUCAGAAAAUACAAACCAAAUCUCUUAGCCACUAUGUUUGGUCCUUAUUCCAUCAUGGGCAGAGCUGUUGUGAUCCAUGAGCAGGAAGAUGACAUGGGCAAAGGCAACAAUAAGGCCAGUUUGGAAAAUGGAAAUGCUGGGAAACGUCUGGCUUGCUGUGUGAUUGGGAUAUGCAACAAGACCUUGUGGGAAGAGAAACUGAGUGAGGUUACAGACAAGAAGAAAAGAGGGAUCAGCAAACGAACAUAAAACCAGGCCUAAGACCAACAAGUCGGCAACAGCCUGGGCAGCACAAAGUACGUUAGGCUGUACCACUGGCAACUAAGCUAUAUUGCUAAAUCAUUCCCAUUUCCAUUUGCUUGCUCCUCUAAGAAAUGUUUAUCACUUUGUAGAGCCUCCUUUCUGUAAGCCCAUCAAUAAAACCAGCAUCAACUCAACCUUGUC